CACAACCUCGAGCUCCCGCCCCGCCGCCGCACCCCGCGGGACGAGCUGCGGAGCCCGGCUUGGGGACGAGCGGCCGCGACACGGGGCAUGAAGUUGGGUGCGCGCGGGUCUCGGAGCGGAGGCGCGGCACAGCCGGGAGCCGCCCUCGUCUAGAGCCCGCUCUGUGAGCCAUGGAGAUCGGGGGCCCCGGGGCGCCGCCGCCGCUGCUGCUCCUGCCGCUACUGCUGCUCUUAGGGACCGGCCUCUUGCCUGCUAGCAGCCACAUCGAGACCCGGGCCCAUGCGGAGGAGCGGCUCCUGAAGAGACUCUUCUCCGGCUACAACAAGUGGUCUCGGCCAGUAGCCAAUAUCUCAGAUGUGGUCCUUGUCCGCUUUGGCUUGUCCAUUGCCCAGCUCAUUGAUGUGGAUGAGAAGAACCAGAUGAUGACUACCAACGUGUGGGUCAAGCAGGAGUGGCAUGACUACAAACUGCGCUGGGACCCCGGUGACUACGAGAAUGUCACCUCCAUCCGCAUCCCCUCUGAACUCAUCUGGAGGCCUGACAUCGUCCUCUACAACAACGCGGACGGGGACUUUGCAGUCACCCACCUGACCAAAGCCCACUUGUUCUAUGAUGGGCGUGUGCAGUGGACACCCCCGGCCAUCUAUAAGAGCUCUUGCAGCAUCGACGUCACCUUCUUCCCCUUCGACCAGCAGAACUGUACCAUGAAGUUUGGGUCCUGGACCUACGACAAGGCCAAGAUUGACCUGGUGAGCAUGCACAGCCGUGUGGACCAACUGGACUUCUGGGAAAGUGGCGAGUGGGUCAUUGUGGAUGCCGUGGGCACCUAUAACACCAGGAAGUAUGAAUGCUGUGCCGAGAUCUAUCCUGACAUCACCUACGCCUUCAUCAUCCGCCGGCUGCCGCUGUUCUACACCAUCAACCUUAUCAUCCCGUGCCUGCUCAUCUCCUGUCUCACCGUGCUGGUCUUCUAUCUGCCCUCGGAGUGCGGUGAGAAGGUCACACUGUGCAUCUCAGUGCUGCUCUCCCUCACCGUCUUCCUGCUGCUUAUCACCGAGAUCAUCCCGUCCACCUCGUUGGUCAUCCCGCUCAUUGGCGAGUACCUGCUCUUCACCAUGAUCUUCGUCACCCUCUCCAUCGUCAUCACGGUCUUCGUGCUCAAUGUACACCACCGCUCACCACGCACGCAUACCAUGCCUGCCUGGGUGCGCAGAGUCUUCCUGGACAUCGUGCCCCGCCUUCUCUUCAUGAAGCGCCCAUCUGUGGUCAAAGACAACUGUCGGAGACUUAUCGAGUCUAUGCACAAGAUGGCCAAUGCCCCUCGUUUCUGGCCAGAACCUGAGAGCGAGCCAGGCAUCUUGAGUGACAUCUGCAACCAAGGCCUGUCAUCUGCCCCACCUUUCUGCAACCCCAUGGACACAGCAGUCGAGACCCAGCCUACAUGCAAGUCCCCCUCCCACAAGGUCUCCGACUUGAAGACGUCAGAGGCUGAGAAGGCCAGUCCCUGUCCAUCACCUGGCUCCUGUCACCCACCCAAUAGCAGUGGGGCCCCAGUGCUCAUCAAAGCCAGGUCCCUGAGCGUCCAGCACGUGUCCAGCUCCCAGGAAGCAGCGGAGGGCGGCAUCCGCUGCCGGUCUCGGAGUAUCCAGUACUGUGUUUCCCAAGAUGGAGCUACCUCCCUGGCUGACAGCAAGUCCACCGGCUCCCCAGCCUCCCUGAAGACCCGUCCAUCCCAGCUUCCCGUUUCAGAGCAGGCCUCUCCAUGCAAAUGUACAUGCAAGGAACCAUCUCCUGUGUCCCCCAUCACUGUGCUCAAGGCCGGAGGCACCAAAGCACCUCCCCAACACCUGCCCCUGUCACCAGCCCUGACACGGGCAGUAGAAGGCGUCCAGUACAUUGCAGACCACCUCAAGGCAGAAGACACAGACUUCUCGGUGAAGGAGGACUGGAAAUACGUGGCCAUGGUCAUUGACCGAAUCUUCCUCUGGAUGUUCAUCAUUGUCUGCCUUCUGGGCACUGUGGGACUCUUCCUGCCUCCGUGGUUGGCUGGUAUGAUCUAGGGAAUAGUGGCACCUAGCUCCCAGGUCUCUGUAGGGCCAUGCGACUUGUCAGUCACCCACAUCUUCCAAACCAGCCAUGAGACACCUAGGAGAGAGAGAUGCUGCCCUGGUUGACCCUGGUUCUAGUCAGGCCACAGGCCUGGUUGGAGCUAGUUGAGGGCUGAUAUAGUUGCAGGCUGAGUUCCCCCAUUAAAGUUUCUCCAGAGCAAGUGACAGUCACUCCCUAGCUUACAGACAGCACACACCCAUCUGUGUCACAGAGAAUGAUCCAGUGUUGAUCUCAGUUAUCCUUUGAGGCCACGAAAAUUCAUCCCCCUUCAGGAACCAGAGCCCCUCAUGCUGUGGGAUUCCUAAGACCCAGGAAAUUCCCAUGGUGCUCUGCUGUCCACACCCUGUCCCUCCCCAUAAUGUGGUUCCCUCAACCCUCCAGGCUGGGCUGCUCUCUGACUCAAAGGUGUCAGGUGUGAGCCCAGGCAGGUUUUUAUUUUGUUUAGGUUGGAGCGAAUUGGUAAGAAACAGAGCAGUGAGAUAUGUGGGUGGGUUCACUCACAGGUGAAUGAGUGCAGGACCUCACAGGAAGAGUGAGGCACCACAGGACUCCCGCUUCCAUCUCAGGGUCACAGGGCUCUAUCAUGAGCAUUUCCUAGGGUCCAGAAACCCCCAGGAGGGCAAGGGCAUCGAGAGUCUCAGGGUUGUGAUGGAGCCAAAUCAUAUCCAGGACCUGGGCCGUUCAUCCCCUCAAGGAUCUUCCUUGAUAUCCCUGUAUGUUUCUGCCUCUCUGAGAUUAGAAGACUGAAAGUAAGACUUCUCAUCACGGUCCUGUGGUGUGGCCACAUCUCUCUAGACCAGCAGGAGUGGUGGGAAGCUCCUUCAGUGUGGUGGAAUAGGGUGAGCUACCAAGAGACUUCUAAGCAAAACAGGCUCCGUGACUCAUUGUUUGAGGGCCAUCGACCAAGUGUUAGAGGUGCCUCACCCAGUCUGCCGUGCACUUAGGUUGUAGGGAAGACCUGAGAGGCUCCUCUUCCCCUUCCCAAGACGGCACCAGGCAACCUGGAGAAUCCACAGUGGUGGGAUGGGAGAAAGAACAUGCUGUGCACACCUCUAUGAGAUUCCACUGAGUGAAGCCCAGAACAUGGGAGACACGCAAGAAAUCGCCCUGUGUCGUGGUCCCAAUUGCCCCUCCGCUGUCCCCACCAGCAAGGUGGGUUCUGCAGAGCUGGGCCCUGCACCCUCAGCCAAGUUGUUCUAGGCCCUGAAGCUGCGGCGCCUAUUUGGAUAGUCCUGGGGACUGCAGAAUGAUAGAAGAACUUAAUGAACACACCAAGCCUCCAGUAGGUACGGCUGCCACCUCUGUGGUAUGACUUGCCCAUCCCAGCUGAAUGAGGAUGUCAGGAAGGAGGUAUGCCGAAGGGCCAGCAUUGCCUUUACCUGACUACCUACAGGCAAAUCCACCUUUAAACACAGAGCUGCUGGGCAUCCAGGGUGCUGGUGGGAAAGGAACUCCACGAUGGGAGCCCUGGGCCAUUCCUAUGAACAGGACAGGGAUGUAGAGGCCUGGUCCCGAACUCUGGAUGUUGUUCCAGGUCUUCCCUAGAGUCCUAAGGGCAUUGAGGAUCCCGUCUGCCAUGUUUCCAUCUGCCCUCCACUGACUGACUAGAUCACUAGCCCCUAUAUUGGAACUGUCAGGAUGCUGCAAGAAGACCCUGGUGGGGAAAUUUGUGCCAGAAUCUGGGGGCCAAGGGGAACACAAGCCCCAGUGAUGAAGGUAGCAGAUAGCACCAGACAGAUGUGUGUUCUACCCUCAUGGUGCAUACGUGGCUCCAACCACAAGAAAUGCAGACAGCAUUUCAGAGAUCAGGGCAAGGCCAUAGUGACAUGGAACAGGACUGCUGUGCUGUUCUCUUCAGGGUUAGGAAAACUGAACUGCUGGGAUGCCCCUGACAGGAUAUUUCCUCCCCCGCCCCCCCCCCCCGCAAUCCCUCCCACAAGCCAGAAAAGGAAAAUAAAACACCAUGUUCUCCCCAUUCCCACUCAGCCAGCCUUUUGUCUGCCUGCUUCCAGUGUUGAUAUAGGUUCAAGAUGAAGUUCAACUAGGGCAGAAUGCUUGAUUUAAGGCUUUUGAACCUGUGAACUUUAAAGAACUGAGACUGUGUGGCCCCAGCCCCUCUGAUAUGUAGACAUUAUCCCCCCAAAGCUCCCAGUCCUCCCAUUCUACCCUGUUCCAUUAGACAGCAUCAACUCAAAUGUGAGUCUUGGAGACCAGUUCAGCUAGCCAUCAUAUGUCUGGGAUCCCAUAUUGGACUCUGCGAUGUCUGGCUUCUUUCGCUUGUGUGGCCAAGGCUCAUCUGCGGUGUUGUGUGCGAUAGACUCAUUGCUGUUGUGUGCUUGUUGGUUCUUAGUUGUUUCUGUCUGAAUAAACUGAGUCGUGGUGUCUCCCCCA
Molecule: messenger RNA, 4500 nt
Organism: Mus pahari (shrew mouse)
Lineage: Eukaryota; Metazoa; Chordata; Mammalia; Rodentia; Muridae
Gene: Chrna4
Product: cholinergic receptor nicotinic alpha 4 subunit
Exons: 6
Coding region: 171-2060 (629 amino acids)
Biological process (GO): monoatomic ion transmembrane transport; signal transduction; regulation of membrane potential
Cellular component (GO): postsynaptic membrane; neuron projection; synapse
Molecular function (GO): acetylcholine-gated monoatomic cation-selective channel activity; transmembrane signaling receptor activity
Source: RefSeq, a predicted model, not a curated record